This is a messenger RNA of Serendipita indica DSM 11827, 1332 nucleotides long. The record is from the annotation of a GenBank genome assembly. Lineage: Eukaryota; Fungi; Basidiomycota; Agaricomycetes; Sebacinales; Serendipitaceae.
AUGUACAACGCGCAAGACGCGUCAUACGCGCCAUCUGCACCUCCACUCCUCCGCGAAUGGUCGUCUAAACACGGCGAAAAAAACUAUGCGCUCGAAGUCAUCCAGAAUCCCAUCCGCGCACGCAUGUGCGGCUUUGGAGACAAAGAUCGGAGACCGCUCGCUCCAGCUGCAGUCGCAAGAUUGCUCGUCACGGAUGAGAAUAAUCGGAUUGUCUCGCCCGAGUCCAUCCAGGCUGCGUUUUUCAUUGUUCUCGUCGAUCUAUGGGACGAAGAAGGUCAAAAGGAUUGCAAUCUCGUUCGCGUUCCGACGCAGCAGAGUGUCAGCGCCAAACGAAACAGACAUGUGCGCACAGAGUCGUCGCCAUCUGUUCUCGAAACCAACGGAACCAGCUAUACCUUUGCUGACAGCCAGUCGCCCUUUGUGUCGAGCAGCAUGGCCAGCACGAGUACCCAAGUCUUUGAUCGACAACGCUCGCCGACGUCACCAACCCGGAGUUUGACAGUAGCGUCUCCGGUGGCUAAGCGCAAGCGCUCGAAACGCGCUAAUGAAGGUGGGGCAGAAGCUCCGAUAGCAAGCGGACCUGAACAAGUUCCUACCCAUCCAUUCUACCCUCAAGAUUUAAACGCAGUGGCUCUCUAUCCGUCUGCCUUUGCCUCGCAGGACCUGCUGCCGUUUACCAACUAUAUCAGUCCUUCGUACGCGGCUAUGCCCCCUAACGCCACCUAUACAUCCGGAAUCUCGGUCCUCACUCCGAAUGGGCAAUCGUUGCCACAAGAAGCCACGACGGCGACUACGGCGAGCGUGUACGUCGGUCACGACACACUACCACAACCCGUGAUCAACGGCUCGAUGCAACCACCACCACCAUGGUCCACAGACGAGCCAGCAGAGUGUGCCAGGACAUUGAUUGGACCCUUGGCCGCAGGAGCCCAGCUGUUGACAGACGACAACGAUGAGCCAGGCAUCUUUUUCCUCUUUCAGGAUUUAUCCGUGCGCAAAGAGGGCGUGUUCCGGCUGCGAAUGCGGCUGGUCAAUGUCGGAGGCGUCGAUGGUAGCCCUCCAGCACCCGAACCAGGGGCCACCCGCGUCCGCAGCGACAGUUCGACUGUACUUGCCCAAGUCUUUACUCAACCGUUUACCGUGUUUUCGGCGAAAAAGUUUCCUGGUGUGCCUCCGACGACGGCUCUGUCAAAGAAGCUUCUGCAACAGGGCCUCAAGAUUCCUGGGCGCACUAGAAACAAGGAUGGCCCAGCCCCUCGCAAGAAGCGACGAUUGACCGAUGCGGAGGAGUGGGCCCCUGAUGGUGCCCUGUCCAAUUCGGAAGAAGAAUGA